AUGGUGCUCUUUCGCUUUCUCGCUUUCCUCUCGUACUGCUCGGUUGCCCUGGCCUUGACCUACAAAGGCGUCGACUGGUCCUCUGUCGCCCUUGAGGAGAAGAAGGGUAUUCAGUACACCAACGGUGGCUCGGCCCAGCCUUUGGAAAAGAUUCUCACUGCAAAUGGUGUUAACUCAGUCCGUCAGCGCGUCUGGGUCAACCCUGCGAACGGCGACUACAACCUCGAUUACAACCUCAAGCUUGCCAAGCGUGCCAAGGCUGCCGGCCUCAGCGUUUACUUGACGCUUCACUUUAGUGACACCUGGGCUGAUCCCGCCAACCAGAAGAUUCCCUCCGGCUGGCCUACCGCUGUCGAUGAUCUGGCAUGGAAGCUCUACAACUACACUCAGCAGGUUUCUAACGCUUUCCAAUCCGCCGGUGUGCCUCCCGCCGUCAUCUCCAUCGGCAACGAGAUCACUGCUGGUCUUCUGUUCCCCACCGGAUCGACCAAGUCUUUCUACAAUGUUGGCCGACUUCUCAACUCGGCUGCCUACGGUAUCAGGGACUCUUCUCUCAGCCCCAAGCCCAAGAUCAUGAUCCAUCUUGACAAGGGCUGGGACUGGGGUGUCCAGGAGUACUUCUACACUCAGGUUCUCGGCCAGAAGGGUCUUACUCUGGGUGCCUUCGAUGCCAUGGGCGUGUCAUUCUAUCCCUUCUACGGAUCAGGAGCUACCUUCUCUGCGCUUGAAACAUCGCUCACCAACAUGGCCAACAAAUGGGGCAAGCAGAUCUUUGUCAGCGAGCUGAACUGGCCAACCUCUUGCCCUUCUCCUGCGCAGCCUUUCCCCAGCGAUAUGCGCAACAUUCCCUUCUCUGCUGAUGGACAGGCACAGUUCAUUAAGAAGGUGGCUAGCAUUGUUAGCAAAGUCAAGGGUGGAGCUGGACUUUACUACUGGGAGCCUGCUUGGAUGAACAACCAGUCCCUUGGUUCAUCUUGUCCUUCCAACACCCUGUUUUCAUGGCCAGGCAAGGCUAUGUCUAGUCUCUCGGUCUUCAAAAGCAUUUAA
Messenger RNA from Fusarium sp. VM40, 1047 nucleotides. NCBI's taxonomy places the organism in Eukaryota, Fungi, Ascomycota, Sordariomycetes, Hypocreales, Nectriaceae. The record is from the annotation of a GenBank genome assembly.